AUGGUUGGAUUUAAGCCCUCCGAUAUCCCUCCGACGGCGACCGUCAAGUUUUUGGGGGCCGGGACGGCGGCCUGCAUCGCCGACUUGAUCACCUUCCCGCUGGAUACGGCAAAGGUCCGGUUACAGAUCCAAGGAGAGAAGAAGGCCAACGUCACCCCCAAAACGGCGCAGUACAAGGGGGUCUUUGGCACCAUGGCCACGAUGGUGAAAAACGAGGGGCCCAAGAGCCUCUACAACGGGCUAGUAGCCGGCCUUCAGCGCCAAAUGAGCUUCGCCUCGGUCCGGAUCGGACUCUACGACUCCGUGAAACACUUCUACACCAAGGGAUCCGAGCAUGUUGGCGUGGGCAGCCGGCUACUUGCCGGUGGCACCACGGGGGCGAUGGCGGUGAUGGUGGCCCAGCCCACAGACGUGGUCAAGGUGCGAUUCCAGGCCCAGAUCCGGACAGAUGCUGGACGGCGCUACCAGGGCACGUUGCACGCCUACAAGACCAUCGCCAAGGAAGAGGGGGUCCGGGGCCUGUGGAAAGGGACCCUUCCCAACGUAUCCAGAAACGCCAUUGUGAAUUGCACUGAACUGGUGACCUACGAUAUCAUCAAGGAUACCCUGCUCAAAUACCGCCUCAUGACAGAUGAUGUCCCCUGCCACUUCCUCUCGGCCUUUGGGGCCGGCUUCUGCACCACCAUCAUCGCCUCCCCGGUGGACGUGGUGAAGACCAGGUACAUGAACUCCCCUCCCGGCCAGUACAGGAAUGCCGGCCGAUGCGCCCUGACGAUGCUCCGAGCCGAAGGACCGCUGGCCUUCUACAAGGGCUUUACGCCCUCCUUCCUUCGGCUGGGAUCCUGGAACGUGGUGAUGUUUGUGACAUACGAACAGCUGAAGCGCGCCAUGAUGGCAGCCCGGGCAUCGUGGGUGACCCCAUCCUGA
Protobothrops mucrosquamatus (brown spotted pit viper) is the source of this 927-nucleotide messenger RNA. RefSeq names its product mitochondrial uncoupling protein 2-like. The record is from RefSeq and is a predicted model, not a curated record. Gene Ontology annotation, biological process: mitochondrial transmembrane transport; adaptive thermogenesis; response to cold. The coding region runs from base 1 to 927 and encodes 308 amino acids. The transcript has 6 exons. Gene Ontology annotation, molecular function: oxidative phosphorylation uncoupler activity. Gene Ontology annotation, cellular component: mitochondrial membrane. NCBI's taxonomy places the organism in Eukaryota, Metazoa, Chordata, Lepidosauria, Squamata, Viperidae.